AUGGGAAAAUAUUCCUUGGAAAAUCUUCUACGUUUUUCGGAUCGUGGAGCAUCGAGUCUUGCUACUUCACUGCUAGAUGAAAUAGUGAGUAAAGAUGAGGUGGAUGAGUUGAGUCCUCUUUACCGACUCGCUAACUACAAAAAGGGGGGAUAUCUCAUCGAGAGAUAUCUUAUGGACGGACAGAAGGAACUGGAAAGUAUAGCUGCAAAUGAAAUCAAACAGUAUAUGUAUGCCAAUGGAACUGGAGAAUCUCGAGAAUGUGAUAUAAAUUUCCAGGAUACAAACACUUCCAGCAACGUUUCUAAAAGGGAGAAGAAAAGACGUACCAUUUGCUGGAAACUGGAUUGCAGGGGAAUGUUAGGAGAAUCGCUUUUGCAUCUUCUGGUUAUAUGCAACACCGAUGUCCACACUCACAUUGCGAUACUUCUGUUGGAAAUGUACCCUGCUUUGGCGCAAGAUAUAGUAGAAGGAGAAGAAUAUUACGGUGCCAGUGCAAUGCAUUUUGCCAUUGCCUACGAAAAUGCAAAGUUAAUGAAAAAACUCGUAGAAAUAGGAGCUGAUGUCUUGCAGAGGGCGAACGGAAAAUUUUUCAUGCCUAUUGAUCAACAAUGGCCGAUUCCUCGAGCCAAAACCAAUUUUGAAGGACUGAGUUAUUUCGGAGAGUAUCCACUAGCCUGGGCAGCCUGCUUCGACGAUGAAUCCAGUUAUAACUUGUUACUGAAGCAUGGAGCAGAUCCUAACUUGCAAGACACUUUUGGAAAUAGCAUUUUGCACGUGUUGGUAAUUCGUGAUAAACUGAAAAUGUAUGGUUAUGCUCUUCGUCAUCCUACGCGUCCUGCUUCAGAUCAGCUGUGUAAUAAGUUUGGUCUCACACCUCUCACAUUGGCCUGUAAACUUGGAAGGAACACCAUAUUCAGAGAGAUGUUAGAAUUCAGUUCAUUGGAAUUCUGGCGGUACAGUAACAUUACAUGCUCUGGUUACCCUUUAAAUGCUCUAGACAGCCUGCAACCGAGCGGAAGAGCAAAUUUGAAUUCAGCUUUGAUGAUAAUCCUUAAAGGUAAUUCAAGCGAACAUUUGGAUAUGUUGGAGGGAGGCGUCAUUCAGCGCUUACUAGAAGAAAAAUGGAAAACUUUUGCCCAGCGAUAUUUUUAUAAAAGAUUAUUUAUGAUGCUAUUUCACUUGCUAAAUCUCAGUAUAGCUGUCUUUCUUCGACCCACGACUCGUGAACCCUUACUAGGACGAAAGGAUGCCGCGUCAAUUGUUCGUUAUUACGCUGAAAUAGCAACUUGUCUCGGAUGCAUUGGAUUCGGUAUUUUUCAACAAAUACAAGAAAUUCUUGCUCAAGGACUCUCUGGCUUUCUGUUAAGCUUGACAACAAGCCCUACUAAGUCGACAUUUGUCUUAUCAUGCCUACUUAUACUUUCCUGCAUACCUUGCCGAGUUGUUGGUGACAGAGAAACUGAGGAUAUUCUACUAGUUUUAGCGAUUCCUGGAUCAUGGUUUUAUCUAAUUUUCUUUGCCGGGGCUGUACGUUUAACGGGACCUUUCGUGACCAUGAUCUACAGUAUGCUGGUCGGAGAUAUGUUCCGUUUUAGUAUAAUAUACGUGAUUUUCCUUUUUGGAUUCACUCAAGCAUUCUAUUUCCUCUUUAAGAACCCACCAAUGGAAAGGACUGAUAGCAAGAAAAGAUUCUCUUCGUAUUCAGUCACGUGGAUGGGUCUUUUUCAUAUGACUCUCGGAUCUUACGAGUACGAAGAGAUUAGAGAGACAUAUUAUCAGAAAUUAACACAACUAGUAUUUGCCAUGUUCAUGGUAUUUACACCAAUCCUUCUUCUGAAUAUGCUCAUAGCUAUGAUGGGUAAUACCUACUGUGAAGUUAUAACUCAAUCUGAGAAGGAAUGGGUUAAACAGUGGGCCAACAUAAUCGUUGCUCUAGAACGAGCCAUUGACAGCAAAUCAGCCAGGGAGUUCAUACAGUCUUACUCCAUUAAAAUGCCCUCAUCAGAUAAAGACACGGAAAUCAGAGGAGUGAUAGUUAUUAAAACUAAAUUGAAGUCAAAAGCAAAGGAGAAGAAGCAGGCUCUUGCACUCUGGAAGCGUGUUGGAAAACGAACAGUACAAGAACUGCGAAAAGCAGGCGGCAGUGCUGCUGAGGUAAGACGAAGAUACAAUUUAUUUCGUUCAAAACAACCAACAGCUCGUUUGCGAAUGGGUAAAGUGGUACAAGAAUGGAAUCCAACACCUCAACCACUUCUUCCUCGAAGCAAUACUAUACCUAGUAUGAAAACAGACUCUACUACUACACCAAAUGCAGGUUUCAAUGAUCUUUUGUCGCAAGUAACUUCUGCUUCUGGUAUUGACAUAGAAAAACUAAGCGGACAAGGUGAAAUUUGCGUAAAAAAUACUAAUAACAGUGAAUUGCUUGCAAUUCCUCAAUAUACUGAAUGUGUCAAAGAUACAGGUCUCAUAAAUGCUGCAUUUGAAGGUGAUCUAGGGCACGGACAAGAUAAAACAUAUGAAACAAUUAUGCCUAAUGCUAAGCUUAUGAGUGAAGAUUUGUUCAGCAUGCACAAUCCUGAGAAAGAUAUCUCGAUGGUUCCACAUACUUUACCAGUCGCAAAAUCUCUGCAAUACCCACAAGCAAAUCAAAUUUUAAGUACAGAUAUUUAUCAAAGUACACCUUUACAAUUAAUAAAAGGUCAUGGUAUAUCUGUAAAUGUUCAUACACAAAUAUCAGGCAGAAAAAUCACCAAAGUUCGAAACUGGAAAAAAAGGGAAGGUGUAGGGUUUAAAAAUAAAAAUGUUUCUGACAGUACUUCUGAAAAUGAAACUGACUUUAUAUGCAAAAUGAAAGAUACAAAACACAUUGGAAAUCUGAGACAUAAACUUAGAAAACGAAGGAAGAGAAACCAGAUUUCUUUCCAAGAAAAUAUAUCUGUAGAUAAUGUUCUACACAAUUUUCCAAUUUCUGUAGAGACCAGAAUUCACAGAACAAAUGGAGAUGCUCCAUAAGUUACAUGGUUUAAAUUCAGUAAAGGUUCUAAUCUUUUUAUGCCUUGCCAAGUACUUCAAUAAAAUUUCUAUGAUGCUGUAAAAAAUGCAAUGUUUUAUCUUUCAUAUAUAUUAAAACGUUCUUCGAUGGUAAUGAAAUAAGAAGCACACAUUUUUAUAUAUACGUAUGUCUGCACAGAAACCUAACAGAAAAAAUUAUAAGUAUGAAUUUAAUGCUUUUAAAUAAAACAAAAUUUCUUGCAUUCCAAUUUUAUUCAUUUUAGAACAAUGUUUACAAAACUGCAACUACUCUUUCAUGAGUGAGCAGUAGUAUAACAUACAAUUUAUUAUCAUGGCAAAAGACAGCACCCAAAGAUACUUUAUACGGGGGAAAAAUUAAGAAAAAAAAUUUCCCCUUUUUCAUAUCACUUUAUAUCUUCAUUAAAAAUGACUUAGCACAUAAAAAUACCUACACUGACAGCUGCUCACAUGAAAAGCAGUGAAAAGUAUGAAUUUAAUGAAGAAAAUUAAGAUCCAGUUACAGAAAUGACAUCUGUACAAUGAAACUUGUACUUGAAAUGUUGCACAUGUUAUUUAAAUUCCUUGGAAAAGAAAUCUCAUUUCUGGUUCAGAGGUGGGGUCAACAUACAUAAACACACUAUGCAUACAAUCCACAAAACAUACUUUAGAACAACAUUCUAUUUCUUACAUUUUUCAUGCUUUAACUUGUGAAAAAUUUUAAGCAAUUUAAAAAUGUAAUAAUAAACAUUCUAAGCUACUACUCUCGCUCAAUUAUACUUAAAACUUUUGGUUCUUUUUAAUUAAAUGAAAUGUAGACCAAAGAGGAAUGCUACAACAAAAAGCUAAACAUAUAUACCUUUAAUGAAACUUCAUCAAAAAAUCUUAUUACUUAGAAUGAAUUUGAAAAAUUUAAAACUAGAGAUAAAAGGUGGAAGGGAGAAAAGUUAUAGAAAUAAAUCAUAAAACCGAAAAUCAGGUUAAAUUUUUGUCUUAUAAACACAUUAUCUUUUCAAAUAAAUAUUUCAAUAUUCUGUGCCUCACAAAAUACCUAAAAAUUUUACACAUAAAAACUUUUAACUAAAAGCAUAUUUUAAUAGAAAAAACUAAAUCUUUUGUAGAGUAUUUUUUAUUCCUUUGCCUCGUAUAAUUUAGAAAACUAGAACGAUUUUUCAUUGAAAUUUAUUAAUAAAAUGUCUCAUUACAUGGUUUAGAAAUAGUUCUUUGUGAACCAUAAAUUACAAUAAUGUUUCAUAAUAUUAUACUUCUAAUAAUACACCUUUUCUGUUCAGUAAACUGAUUAAAAUGUUAUAUUUUUGAAAUUCCCAAUCUGUAGAAAAUCAUAAAAGAGCUCAUAAACAAAGUAUCACAGAUUUCACAAGCAAUUCUCAUAUACUACAGCAUUCAAAUCCUAUUCAUAUGGCUUGUUAGCUAUUUUAUGUAAAUACACAGAUUUUCUGUAUGUAUGUUAUAAUUAAUCAUUUUACAACAAAAUAAGAAACAAAAAUUUUUUAAUUUGUUUAGGAAUAAAUUAUAUUCCAUUUUCACUUUGCAUUAAACUAAUUUUUUGCUGAAAAAAUACAACAGGAAAUGCUAUCAAAACAUUUCUGCAUUUACAUAAAUUUUUUUCCUCUUCAAUGAAGUCAUAAGACAGCACGGCACACUUCCUAUGAAUGCCCUAAAUCUCCUUUUAUAUAAUAUUGCACUACUGCUUCCAAUAAUUCAAAUGAAUGCAAUAAAAAAAAUUUAUACAAAAUAUUGCUUAUGUUAUACAACAUUCCACAAUGUUACGAUAGCACUAGAUAUCAAUUAUGCAGUAGAUUACUAUGGAAAAAAAACAUGAUAAAGUAUGUGAUAACAUGAAAAACAAUAAAUAAUGAUGAAAUAUGCAUUAUGAACAGAAAAUGGCAAUCAAUUUUUGACAUAAUGGAACUUAUAAAAGUAUGCUUCUUUCAAGAUUUGAAAUAUUGGCAUCACAAAUUAAAUAAUAAAUCAGUUAUUUCCUUUACAAAUACCAAGUCUGUGGAUGGUUCUGUAUGCAAAGCUCUAAAGUACAAACUUUUAUUCAUCCAAAUAUUAAUACUUAUCAGUUUUUAAUUAUCUUAGAUGGUACAGGAUUAUUUGAAAAUGAAAUUUUUCUUUUGACUUAAUGCUCCUACACAUCAGCACUGAUUAAUAUGUACAGAAACAUGAUUUCAUAGUUUUUUUGCAUUUCAAACUAAAAAUGCACAUAAAACUAAGAAAGUAUCAGCUGUAUUUCACUUAAUUUUCACUCUAAAGAACAUUAACUGCAUUUUUAAAAGUAAAACAACAUGAUUUUUCAAAGUACUUGCUUCUUAACAGUAAGACAAAUAUUUGAUCACUGCUGACCUUUUAAUUACCAUUCCAAAGUUGGCUCUCAAAUCGAAAACUUUUCGAUCACUCUUUUAGAGUUAACAUUUAUUUUAUGGAUGCCUUUACACCUUAAAGACAUAACAUAUCAUACUUACCAAAAUAUAACCAGGAAAAGUAAAAGUUACUAUUUACAAGGGAAAGUGGUUUAUCUAAAUAUUGGCAAUGAAUGCAAGUUUUAUAAUGAUAUUCAAUGAGAAAUUUAAAAAUGCAAAUUAUAUAUGUUUUACAUAAUCAUGGUAACGAACGGACUAUAUUAUUACGGUAUUAUAACGAACAUCUUCCCAUGCUAAUUUUCGUCGAUCAAAAUUUGGUAGGAAAAGUAGAAAUUUUCCUCAAAAAUAAAUUUAAAUAAAAUGCUUGAAGUAAAAUGAGACAAACUUUUUUCAUUCCUUAGAUAAUAGUAUACAAAAAGAAAGUACCAUUCACAAUAUUAGGAACUCAUCCACACAUGAAAUGUAUAUUUUUUUAUAAAGGCUUGAAAUGAAUAAGCUUUCCCUUUUUCUUUAAUGCUUCAUGAGAUGCAAAGUUUCCUGAUGCAAUAAUUUUAUGCUAAUAAACUAAUCAAUAAAAUAUUUCACAAAAUUUCCUGUUUUAAUAUUCAAAGUUGCUUUUCUUUAAAUAGCAGGCAAUAAGACAUUUAAAAAAAAACUAGUAUUUGUGCACAAGUAAUGCAUUCUUCUGAUUUUUAGAUUUUAUAAAUUAACAUACACAUUCCCACAACUGAAGUUGGAGAUUACACAAUAGACUUCCUUAUUAAUGUUUAAGCCACUGCUAGUGAAUUUAAAUUGCACCUUAUGACAACAUCAGAAUAUAUGUAAGGCCAAUGAAAGCAUAUUGCACAGCCUAAGCACAAAGAAAGAUGCCUUUAAAUAGAACUUUAAAUAAUGCAGCUGAAUAUCCAAGAAAACAUUAACAAUAUUAUUUUUGACAUGGAAGACAUUUUCUUAUGGGUUUCCUUUGUAAGUUACCCCAGAAAAAAGUGUGUAUAUGAAAAACCAACUUAACCACCAUAAAAGAAUACAUUUGUUUCAGAGACUAUUACCUAAAUAAUCAUUUUUGAUUUAACAAGAACAGCAGUAGUAAGAAAACAUGCAAGUUUUUUUUUUUUUUUUAAUCUACUACUCUGUUUAGUACAACUAAAUAUAUUGAAGACCUACUACAACUAAAUAUAUUGAAGAGUAGAUUUGUAGAUUUUAAGAACUGAAGAAUACCAGCUUUUUUAUGGCUUUAACUUUCAACUGCAGAUGAAUGACAGCACGUCUCUUCAAUUCUGCAUCACGUUUUACUGAAAAUGAGUAAAAUUCUUAAAAGCUUAUUAUCUUCAAAAUGCAUUUUAAUAUAUAGAUAAGCAAAUGCAAAAACAAUACAGAAAUUUUCCAUCUGAACUAUAUCGAACCCAUUUCAAGUUAUUGAAAGGAUGAACCAGCAGACCUUUCAGCACAUUUGAUGCUUGAUAACAAACUGCUGGUUUGCGACAUCUUAGAAUAAUUCUCAUAUAUAUCUGCAGAAUAUGAAACUGCCAAGAUUAGAAAGGAUAUAAAGGACAAAAGCAUUUUCAAACAAAGAAAAUUUUCAGGUCUAAAAUCAUAUGCAGACAGUGCUAAAGUUGAAAGCAAAGAUAUGAAGUGCAAUGGAAAACAGUUCUAUAAAUAGCAAGAAAGUAAUACAAAUGGAUGAGAACAUGGAGAUUAAAAAAAGCAAAGGACUAAGAUGCUAGAAAAAUGAGACUGAGCAACUAUGCAGAUCAAGCACAUUCAUACUUUUGUUUUUAGAAAAGUGUUUACAGCAAUCAGUCAGUACAGACUUUAGAUAUAAUAUAAAUGUACAAUAUACAUGAUGGCCAUUUUAAAGUGGAGAAGCAUGAAUAAUUGAAAAUAUUUUUUUACAUUUUUGCAGCAAUUAGUUAUAAAAUAUGUAUUUUGAUCCUGAAUUUAUGUCUUUUCCUCCUGAAUUCAUAUGAAAAGAUACAAAAUAUUGGAAUUGUUACGUACAAGAUUCACAGCAAUCAAAUAUUAGGCAUCUAUAACAAUUCUGUUUGUACCAGAUUAAAGCAAUCGAGAUCGGAAUUAAUAUUAUUCAGUCAAUUACCAAGUUUGAAAUCUUAGUUUUUGAUUUAUGACGUUCUGAUGAAAAUACUUUCCUGUUAUUUUAAGCAUACUUUUUCAUUCAAAUGCCGAUUAUCAAUUUAUGCAUAUAAGAAAUAAGAGGAAGAUGGUAUGAAAAGGAAGUUUAAGUCCAAUAAUUUUAUAACUUAAAACAACUCAAACACAUCUCAGUUCUGAUAAUUCUCAAUAACUCAAUAUACAUGGAGUUAUUCAUUCUUAUUCUACUUGAAAAUUACUUCUGAAUGCUAAAAUUGCUGAUUAAAUGUCUUAAUUUAUACAACAAAGAAUGCAAAUCAGUAAUUCUUAAAAUAAUUUUAAUUCACCAAGGAAAAUAUAGAAUAAAUUUUAUUAAAGUUACAUCAGUUUUUUAUUAUUAUUAUUAUUAAAGAAGCAAGAUACAAGGUGCUAUUUCCCCUUAAAUUUCUUUUUAAAAAAACUACAUUACAUGUUUUAUUAAGACUUAAUUUAGGUGAUAUCUACCUUUCAAAGAGAUUACAUAUGAUUAAAGCAAGAAGGAUAAUUGAUUAGAAAUUUCAGACACAAAUGACAGACUUAAAAUUACCCGCAAAUAUUGCAAUUUGAAUUUUUGUAAUCAAAACAACCAAGUUAAGGGAGCACGAACUUCCAGGGCAUCACAAAACAACAUUUAUGCACAAGUGCAAGAAACUAAGCAAAAAAGCAUAUUGUUUAUGCAAAUGCAAAAAAAAAAAAAAAAAAAAUGAUGCAGUUUCUGGACAACUUGAUAUCAACUAUAUUUCUCACAUUAAAUUCUGCUGUUCCUAAUAAGCAUUCAAGAUUUGAGGGGUAUUUUAGAUGGACUAGAUGACAUUUUAAACGAGUGGGUUUUUAAAUGGACAUAUUCAUUCAAUAACAGAAAACUUAAGAAUGUCUUUUACUGUAUGCAUGGAUAAAUGACAGUCUGACAUUUAAAAUUUAAUGUUACUAAGAAUAAAUAAAAACGCUCAUUUUGUUUAAAAGCUACACAAACUUUCAAAUAGGAAAUGAAUAAAAGGCAUUUUAAAUAAAAACAAUGUAAUUAUGUAAAAUAAAGAAUAACGCAUAGAAAUAUUAGUAACACCUUUUAUUUCUCUUAUAUCACCUAUUAUCUCUCUUUACACUUCUCUUUUUUAUUAACUGACAGCAUUAAUUUCUAUUAUCAUUAUAAUUUCAGCAGAAGUUGCAUGAGAUACAAAAAUAAAAAGGGUAAAUCUCUUAAAUUCUAAAAUUAAAUUUAUUUCAAAAAAUGCUUUCAUAAUCUUAUUUUCCCUAUUUCUCUUAUUCAGAAUUGUUUGAACAUAUGUUAAUACAUAUUUCAAG
Messenger RNA from Stegodyphus dumicola, 8825 nucleotides. RefSeq names its product transient receptor potential cation channel subfamily V iav (gene iav). The record is from RefSeq and is a predicted model, not a curated record. Gene Ontology annotation, biological process: calcium ion import across plasma membrane. Lineage: Eukaryota; Metazoa; Arthropoda; Arachnida; Araneae; Eresidae. Gene Ontology annotation, molecular function: protein binding; calcium channel activity. Gene Ontology annotation, cellular component: plasma membrane.